Messenger RNA from Cladocopium goreaui, 1250 nucleotides. NCBI's taxonomy places the organism in Eukaryota, Dinophyceae, Suessiales, Symbiodiniaceae. The record is from the annotation of a GenBank genome assembly.
UGGCAGAUAUAUAGACACUUCAUGGGUCACGUCAGUCACGUGCUGGAAAUUCCAGCGCUUUUGGUUCCAACCUUGCGAUGGUUCAUGACGCGGUGAUUCAACACGGUAUCGAGGUGAUGCACUCACCCAUGGUCACGGAUGCUGUGUCCUUCAUCAGUGCCGCCCCUGCCAUGCGUGCACUUCGAGAAACCGGACACUCCAUCGCGCAUUGGUUGGGUGAUCACUUUCAGCCCUUAGGUCCUGCCAAAGUGCUGCCAGCGCAUGGUGAUGUGCCACCAAGCCAGGUGCAGGAACCCGCGGAAACUGGCGCCAACGAAGCAUGGGGAGGAGGUCGGAUGGUGGAGUUCUUUGCCCAAAGUUGCCCUCAUUGCAAACAUUUGGAGCCCAUUUGGAAGGAAGCCACUCACAAGUGGUCCACAGAUCAUCCAGAGGAUGCCGUGAAAUGGGAGCAGAAGGAGUGCUACGGUGAAAACUGGGGUGAAGGCAGAGACCAUGACGAGUGCAUGAAGGAAGGGAUCCACAGCUUCCCCACCGUUCGAUUCUUUAGUAAGUCUGGCAAAAAGUUUGCAGACUUCUCUGGUGAUCGCACUCCCGAGAACUUGAUUGGGUUUGCUGCCCAACACGGCGCACGACCUGAACGAAUUGCUCCCUUGGAAGAGACCCGACAGGAGCAGCUUGCAUUGGUCGACCCGUCUUCACCUGUGAAGGUGGUGGAAUAUGUGGCCAAGAGCUGUCCUCACUGUCAAUCCAUGGAGCCCAUUUGGAACGAUCUGAAAGCUGCCACGGCAUCCAAAAAGAACAUCCUGUGGGAGCAGAAGGAGUGCUUUGGAAAGGGGUGGGCCCCAGGAAAAGACCUGGAGGAAUGUAAGAAAGCUGACAUCCAAGGUUUCCCGACCAUCAAAUUCUUCGGGCCAAACAGCACUGAGGAGUUCCACGGUGGAAGGUCUGUUUCCAGCAUCCUAAAGUGGGUGGAGGAGCACGUUGCGCCGAAGCCUCCGACGCCAACGCCUUCGACGCCUUCGAAGCCAAACCUUGGGGAUGUCAAAGAUGUCGCUGAAGUGCAGACGGUGCAAGCCUUCGCAGGGCCACAAUUGUGGGCUGCGUCACUCUGUGCUCCUGGCGCGCGGCCUGUGAGGAGCAAGGCGAACUUCUUUAGAAGGACCAUGGUUUGGAUCGGGUGCGUUCCAUCAAAAAAGGAGAGACCCGGGGGGGGCGGGGGUGAUUCCAAGGACCCUGGUGAGGAUUUUUGA